This is a messenger RNA of Pyrus x bretschneideri (Chinese white pear), 2524 nucleotides long. Its product is annotated as rop guanine nucleotide exchange factor 7. Bases 332 to 2209 code for a protein of 625 amino acids. The record is from RefSeq and is a predicted model, not a curated record. Gene Ontology annotation, molecular function: guanyl-nucleotide exchange factor activity. The transcript is spliced from 7 exons. NCBI's taxonomy places the organism in Eukaryota, Viridiplantae, Streptophyta, Magnoliopsida, Rosales, Rosaceae.
AGAGGGAUAGGAAAUGAAAAGAAAAGAGACGUUGGCAUGUCAUGUGACAAUUGGCGGUUACCCACAAGAGUCAUGACUCCACCUUCUCUCUUCAAACUCAAAAAUCAAAUUUUAUGAAAGAGAGAAGUUGAGAAGAAUAUAAUCAAUCCUCUUCUACCACGAGUGAGUGCUUCACUGUUUGCAACUUUGCCUACCAAACCAUGCCCAACUUCACCAUUUUCUGAAUCAAUCCUCAAUAAAUUUCAAAACCCACCUCCCACAUCCUCUGAAAACUUCAAAUGCACCAAGCUUUGCAGUCCAAAUCCAUGGCAGAACAAAGCGCCUGAGUUAAAUGCUGGCUGAUUUACCUUGCUUUCCUUGUGCAGCAGCAGCUCAAGCGUUUUCAGAAGUUCAAAAGAUGGAGUCUUUAACGAGAAAAAGGGAGAAUUUGCAGAAGAAAAGAACUGGAUCCGUCAAGUCUUCAGCUGACAAUGGCGGUGGAGGAAGCGAGUCGCUCACCGAUUCGAGCGGCGGUAACUCGAGAGAGACUAGCAGUACGAGCCGAUCGAGCUCCGAGACUUCCGGUGAGGAACUGAAGAGAAAAGGGCCGUCUUCGCCGCCGCUGCUGGGCUGGCCGAUCAGGAAAGCUGAGCUGUGUAAAAACUCGGCUGCUGAUUUGGAGGAAGCUGAACGAAAAUCCCCUGUUGAUGAAUGUAAAUACAAGGAUUUGGCUUCCAAAGUUGCAGAAAUGGAUAUGAUGAGAGAGAGAUUUUCAAAGUUGUUGCUUGGAGAAGACAUGUCAGGUUGUGGCAAAGGCGUUUGCACAGCGAUGGCAAUUUCGAAUGCCAUUACCAAUCUCUGUGCUACCAUUUUUGGGCAACUAUGGAGACUGGAACCCUUGCCUGCUGAAAGGAAAUCAAUGUGGAAAAGAGAGAUGGAGUGGCUCAUUUGCGUUAGCGAUCACAUAGUCGAAUUGAUACCCUCUUGGCAAACAUUUCCUGAUGGGAAAAAGCUUGAGGUCAUGACUUGCAGGCCCCGGUCAGAUCUGUUUAUGAAUCUUCCAGCGCUGCGUAAGCUAGACAAUAUGCUUCUUGAAAUAUUAGAUAGCUUCACCAAUACGGAGUUCUGGUAUGUUGAUCAAGGAGUUAUAGCCCCGGAAGCAGAUGGCUCAGCCUCUUUUCGCAAAACAGUCCAGCGGCAAGAGGAGAAGUGGUGGCUACCUGUACCUCGCGUGGCAGCUGAUGGUCUAAGUGAAAAUUCAAGAAAGCAGUUGCAUCACACGCGGGAAUGCACAAAUCAAAUACUAAAAGCUGCAAUGGCUAUCAACAGCAUUACUCUUGCAGAAAUGGAAGUUCCAGAGUCAUACAUGGAAACUCUUCCCAAGAAUGGAAAGGCCUGUCUUGGGGACAUAAUUUACCGAUAUAUUACAUCAGACAAAUUCUCCCCAGAGAUUUUGCUUGACUGCCUUGACCUGUCCAGCGAACAUGUUGCUCUAGAGAUUGCAAACCGUGUUGAAGCAUCAAUAUUUGUCUGGCGUAGAAGAACUCACUCAAAGCCCCCACCUUAUCCAAACCGCUCCUCCGCAAAGUCAUCUUGGGAGAUGGUCAAGGACCUAAUGAUCGAUGUGGAAAAGCGAGAAUUACUGGCAGAAAGAGCUGAAAGCCUCCUGCUUUCCUUGAAGCAGCGGUUUCCGUGUCUUACUCAAACCAUCUUGGACACGAGCAAGAUUCAGUGCAAUAAGGAUGUUGGAAAGUCCAUUCUUGAAAGCUAUUCAAGGGUUUUGGAGAGCCUGGCAUUUAACAUUGUGGCUCGUAUUGAUGAUUUACUAUAUGUGGACGACUUGGCAAAACAGACAGAUAAACUGUCAUCAGUUACCGCGGUCAGUGUAAUUUCUCGCAAGAAGGUCCCGGUUUCAUAUCCAGUGCCUCCCUCAAGCACUCCUCGCAAAAGAACUUCUGCCAUAGGCAACUUAUCACCUGCACCUUUAAUUAGCCCUGCAAGGGGAGAGAGGACUCCCUUUCUCCACACCAAUACCAACAAGGACAAGCCUCCCCGCCACGGCUUUGGAGUGAGGAGAGUCUUGACAAAUUACCUUGGUGGUGAAACAAAAGCAAGAAUCUGCAGCGACACAAUGGAAGGGUCGGUUUCGAUACCAAACUUACACGGCACAGAGACUUCGGAUCAUCUUAUGGACUCCUCGUCCCACCAAAAUGGGAGAAAAUCAUACUAAGCAGAUCGCUGAGGUUUGGCGUAUUAAAUCAUGGUCUUCUCUUGAAGUGGUUGAGGCAAGAAGUGGAAAGAAAAGAUAGAAUAGACAGAAAAUCUCUUGCCGGAACCAAGUAUUGAUCAUGCCUUAUGAGAGUUGGGGGAGUUUAAUGUAUUUGUUAAAGUUCCUGGUUAUUUAGAUGUUGGUUUGGAUUUGAAAUGUGGCUAAAAGGAUAAAAAAUAGAGACACAUUAGAUUGGUUAUUUAAACUUCUGCAGAUAGAAUAUAGACAUGAGAUUGCUUGUUCAAAUUUUCAAAUUAAUGACCUCUUUUUACCCUC